ACCCCCCCCCCCCCCCCCCCAACAAACCAACACAACACACCACACCCCCACCCCACCGCCAACACACCCCCCCACCCCACCCCACCACCACCCCCACCCCCACCCCAACCACCCCCCCCCCCACCCACCCCCCCCCCCCCCCACCCCCCCCCCACACACCCACCCCCCCAAAAACCCCCCACAACCCCACCACCCCCCCCACACCAAAACCCACCCCACCCCCCCCCCCCACCCCAAACCACACCAAAACCCACCCCACCACCCCCCACCACCACCCCCACCCCACCCACACCCCCACACCCACCACCCCCACCCCCACCCCACCGCAAACCACCCCCCCCCACCCACACACCCCCCCCCCCACCCCCCACCCACCCACCCCACAGAACCAACAACACCACACACCACCCACACCCCCCCCACCCCCCCACCCCACCACCCCCCCCACCCCCCCCCAACCCCCCCCCACCCCCACCCCCCAAAACACCCCCACACCCUACCCCCACCACCCCCCCCACCCAAACACCACCCCCACCCCCCCACCCCACCCACCCCCCCCCAACAACACCCCCACCCCCCCACCCCCCACCCCAC
This is a messenger RNA of Cyprinus carpio (common carp), 594 nucleotides long. RefSeq names its product leucine-rich repeat extensin-like protein 3. The record is from RefSeq and is a predicted model, not a curated record. The annotation marks the transcript as partial. NCBI's taxonomy places the organism in Eukaryota, Metazoa, Chordata, Actinopteri, Cypriniformes, Cyprinidae. The transcript has 4 exons.